Trypanosoma grayi is the source of this 921-nucleotide messenger RNA. Its product is annotated as ATP synthase F1 subunit gamma protein. Gene Ontology annotation, molecular function: proton-transporting ATP synthase activity, rotational mechanism. Gene Ontology annotation, biological process: proton motive force-driven ATP synthesis. The transcript has a single exon. Bases 1 to 921 code for a protein of 306 amino acids. NCBI's taxonomy places the organism in Eukaryota, Euglenozoa, Kinetoplastea, Trypanosomatida, Trypanosomatidae. The record is from RefSeq and is a predicted model, not a curated record.
AUGUCGGGAAAACUUCGUUUGUAUAAGGAAAAGCUUGAGGGUUACAACCGGUUCUACUCGAUCGUGAAGACGAUCAAGAUGGUGACCCUUGCAAAAUAUCGGGUUGCUCAGGGUCGUGUGAAAACGCGUGAUUUCACACUGCGAUACACUGAAAAGGCGUUCAGUAAGCCCAAUGCAAAGGAGAAGGACAUAAUAGCCUCUGCAAAGGGCUCCCUGGUUUAUAUUCCGAUCACGACAAAUCGAGGUUCCUGUGGAGCACUCAACAGCAAUACUGUGCGCUGCAUUGACUCUGUGGAGUCAGACAAGAUGGUGCUGAUGCCGGUUGGUAAGCGUGGAAUUGAUUCCCUGUCCAAGCUUUACUCCAGUGAGUUCAAGUAUGGCAUUAUUAAUGACAUGAAGGAGUCAAUGCACUUUGCAUACGCAACUUAUAUCUUGGAAAAUGCCUACACGAUUGCUGAGGAUGCAGAACGCUAUCAAUUCAUUUUUCAUCGUUUUGUGUCGGCAGGUGUUCAAAAGCAUGCUGUGUAUAACAUUCCGUCGUAUGAAAAAUGGAAGGAAGAUCUCACUGACGCCGCUAGUACAGAAAACCAAAAAAACCGUUACCUGUUCGCUAACUCUCUACAGAAUGAGGAGGAGCAGUUUAUCCGAGAUUUUUAUGACUUUCAUGCAUCGCUUAUGGUUCUCAACGCUGUUGCUGAGAAUGAGCUUUCCGAGCAGGCUGCUCGGUUGGUUGCUGUUGAAGGCCAACUGACAAACAUCAGCAGCUUGAAGCAGCGAACCAGCUCACUUUACAACAAGACACGGCAGUUCGGAAUUACUGCAGCUCUUAUUGAAAUUCUCUCGGCCAUGAGCUCUCUGGAAGGAAACACCGCCAAGGGUGUUCAGUGUAAUAAGUUCUGGGAGGGAGCAAAGAUGAAGUAG